This is a messenger RNA of Olea europaea var. sylvestris, 1168 nucleotides long. RefSeq names its product dihydroceramide fatty acyl 2-hydroxylase FAH1-like. Gene Ontology annotation, cellular component: membrane; endoplasmic reticulum. NCBI's taxonomy places the organism in Eukaryota, Viridiplantae, Streptophyta, Magnoliopsida, Lamiales, Oleaceae. The coding region runs from base 160 to 870 and encodes 236 amino acids. The record is from RefSeq and is a predicted model, not a curated record. Gene Ontology annotation, biological process: fatty acid metabolic process; lipid biosynthetic process. Gene Ontology annotation, molecular function: fatty acid 2-hydroxylase activity; iron ion binding. The transcript has 7 exons.
GUAGCCCAAAUUCUCUCUCUCUUUCCCUCCGACACUUACCUCGGAGGUUCAGAACUAUAAAAAUUCAUCCAUCUUUUCCAUUCAUUGAAAGAAAAGAGAAUAAUACUAGGAAGAUCAAGUGCUUUGAACAUCAUUCCGGCAUUGUCCUCAGGUGCCAAGAUGGUCAACCAGGCUUUUACAGUGGAUUUGAACAAGCCACUCGUUUUUCAGGUCGGCCAUCUUGGAGAAGCUUACGAGGAAUGGGUUCACCAACCUAUUGUCAGCAAAGAAACCCCACGUUUUUUCACAAAUGACGUUAUAGAGUUCUUAACACGCACUGCAUGGUGGGUAAUUCCUCUCAUCUGGCUUCCCGUUGUAUGCUGGUCUGUUUUUACAUCUGCAAAGAUUGGCCUUUCUCCUUACCAGCUAGCAGCAACAGUGAUUGGUGGCAUCUUCAUGUGGACAUUUAUGGAGUACUCUUUGCACCGGUUUCUUUUCCACAUUAAAACAAAGAGCUAUUGGGCGAACACGCUUCACUACCUCAUUCAUGGCUGCCAUCACAAGCACCCUAUGGAUGGCCUCCGACUCGUUUUCCCUCCUGCUGCAACUUUGAUUCUGCUUGUGCCAUUUUGGAAUCUGAUUAAGCUUUUAGCACCUGCAUCUUAUGCCCCAGCUGUAUUUGGAGGUGGCUUGUUGGGUUAUGUCAUGUAUGACUGCACUCAUUACUACUUGCACCAUGGGAAACCAUUGAAAGGAGUAUCUCAUGAUCUCAAGAGAUACCACAUGAACCAUCACUUUAAAAUUCAGAACAAGGGAUUUGGAAUCACAUCAACAUUUUGGGACAGGGUUCUCGGAACACUUCCUCCACAUUCUUCCGAGAAAACUGGCUGAUUUAUAGAAGGUGAAGAGGCAAAUUUGCUCGGGGUGCUCGCAGGAGUCUGGCUAGCAAAGAUGGCGUUGGUUUUAUAGUGCCGAACACAAUGAACUUGUCUAGUUGUUGCAUGCAUUGCUAGCUUGUGUCUAUUCUUUAUAAUCUUUUUGUAUAUUUUGCUUUGUGCCUUUUUAUAAUUCUAAGCUGUAACUUAUCCCAUGACAACUUUUGCAGUUAAAGAGUUACUGGAGUUUUCUUAAUUUUUAUUAUUGUGCAAUGUUAGGGGAAUAUUAUUUUUCUUGCUAUACAUAUCCAUUG